Molecule: messenger RNA, 1803 nt
Organism: Diabrotica balteata
Lineage: Eukaryota; Metazoa; Arthropoda; Insecta; Coleoptera; Chrysomelidae
Source: the annotation of a GenBank genome assembly
AUAACCUACAGUGUAUAAAAGAUACCAGAUACCAGUUAUUUUACAUUUUAUAGUUCACACACAAUAAAUAAUAAACAAAUCAGGCUAGAUUACUUAUCACGACAUAUAAAAGAGGAUUUAUCAGCUAUUGUGGUUUCAGAUUGUGUAGGCAUAAUGGCAAAUAAACAUGUAGGAACACUGUCUAUGGGCUCUCAUACUUUUGAAAUUCCCCCCAUACUAUAUGAAACCAAUAGAAAGAGACUUGUGGAACGAUUGAAAAAAGUUGUAGAAAACUCUGUUGUGGUUCUCCAAGGUGGAUCUGAGGUUUCCAUCUAUGACUCGGACACAAGCUACCUCUUCAGACAGGAAGCGUACUUCAAUUGGUGUUUUGGAGUUACUGAAGCUGACUGCUAUGGAAUCAUAGAUGUUGUAACAGGAGAUAGCCAUUUAUUCUUUCCUCGUCUUCCAGUAGAGUAUGCUGUAUGGAUGGGUCCUCUCACUCCUUUGGAUCAAUUUAAAAAGAAGUAUAAGUCACAUCAUGUACACUACGUCGAUGAACUGAAACAGGUACUCGAAAACCUAAACAGAGAGACUUUACUGGUAUUGAAUGGUGUUAAUAGUGACAGUGGCCUUACAGCCAAAGCUGCUACUUUUGAGGGUAUCGAAAAGUUUAAAGUGAACAAUAAGGACCUUUUUCCAAUAAUAGCAGAUCUUCGAGUAAUUAAAACACCCUACGAACUAGAUGUACUUAAAUACGUUACUGAAGUGUCUUCAGCAGCACAUAGACAUGUUAUGCGAUUCGCUAAAGCGGGAACAUUCGAAUAUCAGUGUGAAUCAGAAUUCUUAAACUACUGCUACAAACAUGGCGGAUGUAGGCAUACUGCGUAUACCUGUAUAUGUGGAUCGGGGAUUAAUUCGGCAGUUUUGCACUAUGGGCAUGCUGGAGCCCCCAACAACUUUCAACUGGAAGAUGGAAAAUUGUGCCUAUUUGAUAUGGGAGGCGAAUACUAUGGUUACGCAGCUGACAUUACAGUAACUUUCCCAAUUAACGGCAAGUUUUCUCCACAACAAAAAAUCAUAUAUGAAGCUGUUUUAAAAUCAAAUGAAGCUGUUCUCAAAGCGGGUAAACCAGGAGUGUCGUGGACUGAUAUGCAUUUAUUGUCCAAUAGAGUCUUGCUGGAAGAACUUAAGAAAGGGGGACUUCUACAGGGUUCCGUAGAUGAUAUGAUAGCGGCUGAUAUUGCACCUAUCUUUCAACCUCAUGGUUUGGGACACUUUGUUGGUUUGAAUGUACAUGAUGUUGGAGGUUAUUUAAAAGGAAAUCCGGAACGAUCUACAAAACCUGGAUUAAAAAGUUUGAGAACUGCCAGGAUUUUAGAAAAAAAUAUGGUACUAACUAUUGAACCUGGCUGUUAUUUCAUUAAUAUCCUAUUAGAUAAUGCCCUAGCUGACCCUAAUAAAUCCAAGUUUUUAGUCGCAGAUGUCAUUAACACUUAUAGGAAUUUUGGCGGUGUUCGCAUUGAAGAUGAUGUAGUAGUUACAGAAGAUGGUAUUAGGAAUUUAACCAAAGUGCCAAGAACUGUCCAGGAGAUUGAAGACUGGAUAGCGGGAAAAGAUGACGACAAAAAGUAUGCCUAAUAUUGAAAAUAUCCCGGGAACUUUAUAUUUUGAUAAUCCUUUGUAUUCAUAUUAUUUUUGUUAUUACUUUACCAAGAUUAUUCUAGUAUUACUAUAACUAUGUGAUACAGUUUUUUACAAUAUUAGUAUUGAAGUGUCAACUUUGAAAUAUUGUUAGAGUUAUUAAAGUAUAUUUAUGCAGAUAUU